This is a messenger RNA of Aureobasidium melanogenum CBS 110374, 1086 nucleotides long. RefSeq lists its product as uncharacterized. Lineage: Eukaryota; Fungi; Ascomycota; Dothideomycetes; Dothideales; Saccotheciaceae. The transcript is spliced from 5 exons. The coding region runs from base 1 to 1086 and encodes 361 amino acids. The record is from RefSeq and is a predicted model, not a curated record.
AUGGAAAGCCGGCAGAAUGCGAUUGUUGUUCCGGAAGUCAUAUUCGCCAUUCUUUCUGGAUCCAUCGUAUUCUGGAGAGUAAUCAACAAUGUGGUCUUGAAGAGGUUGUUUAGGCUCGCAGACCUGCUCAUAUUUCUGGCUUUGGUGAGCAACCUGGUAGCCUUGUCAUGUAGUUCGCUGUCGACACAAUAUGGCUUGGGAAGACACAUCUAUGAUCCAUCUAUCACACCUGAAAUGCUCGAGACAUGUUUGCGAUGGAUUUGGAUUGGAGAAGCGACAAAUCUGAUUGCGAUGCUCUUUGCCAAACUCAGCAUUGCUUCUUUCCUCUUAUACUUGGACUUCGCACCUGGAUACAAGAUAGCCAUGUGGAUCACAGUUGGUAUUGUUCUUGUCUGCAAUGGGGCUGUCGCUUUGACGUCGAUCUUUGGAUCUUGUGAUCCGAUAUCCCUGAACUGGGACAUGAAGCAGCCAGGCCAGUGUUGGGACCCUGUCAUAAAUAAGAUCUGUACUUACGUUCAGAGUGGCUCCAACAUCGUGACUGAUAUAUUGUAUACAUCGGUGCCGAUCUUCUACCUCUCGACUGUCAAAUUGGGUGCAAACGUUCAGUGGGGACUGCGUAUUGUUCUGCUGUUUGGCUUGAUUGCGACGGUCUGCUCGAUCGUGAAGAUUGCAGUUGCUGGAAAAAUGUUCAACACGCAUGACGCUACAUGGGACGCCGUCGACUUGUCUAUAUGGAGCACAGCAGAGGUCAACGUGUGCAUAAUUGCGGCCUGCCUACCUCCCCUCAGAAGCCAAUUCGACUCUUUCUUGAGACGCUUCUUCGGUCUGGCAUUCUCACGAUCCACAAACCGCAGUCGUCCGACUUACGGCUCGCAUUCGAUUGCACUCCAAACACAAAGCAAGUCUCAUCGAACAAUCAUCGAGGUCGAAGCCCAAGACUUUGGAAGCGAACGUUCCAUCCUUCCACCUGAUGAUGUAGAAGACGGAAUUAUAAGAAAGACCCGACAGGUGCAGGUCAAAUACGAAGAGCACGGACGAGAUGGAACAUAUUCGCCGGAACUAUACGCUGGUCCAGGUCGACAGUAA